This is a messenger RNA of Girardinichthys multiradiatus, 721 nucleotides long. RefSeq names its product regulator of G protein signaling 16 (gene rgs16). The record is from RefSeq and is a predicted model, not a curated record. Lineage: Eukaryota; Metazoa; Chordata; Actinopteri; Cyprinodontiformes; Goodeidae. The transcript has 5 exons. The coding region runs from base 118 to 690 and encodes 190 amino acids.
UGCCCUGUCUCUGCUCAGGCACAGACAAACAAUUACGCUCCUGACUGAGCUUUGCCGAAAGGAAACUUAAGCACCAUUACACUGAGAUACUCCCCUGCACCAGCUCCCAGUGCUGCUAUGUGUAAAGGACUUGCAUCGCUACCUGCCUCGUGCUUGGAAAGAGCAAAGGAGCUUAAAGCAAGGCUGCGAAUCCUUCUGCAAAAGCCAAAUUGGACUUUAUCCUGCUGCAAAAUAGGGAAAAAUAAACUAACCCUGGAGGAAUGCCUCAAGUGGAAAGAAUCAUUUGAAAAGCUCCUGUCCAGCAAAUAUGGACUGUGUGCCUUCACAGCCUUCCUGGUUUCUGAAUUUAGCGAGGAGAACAUUGCGUUCUACUUUGCCUGUGAAGAUUACAGACGAAUCAAGUGUCCUACCAGGCUACUCACCAAAGCCCAGAAGAUCUACAGUGAAUUCAUCAGCAGUGAAGCUCCACGAGAGAUAAAUAUUGACCAUGAAACCCGUGACAUAACCAAAGCCAACAUGCAGGAUCCCUCACCAUCUUGUUUCGACCAGGCCCAGCACAGGAUCUACAUGCUGAUGGCCAAAGACUGCUACCCUCGCUUCCUCCACUCUCCAACCUAUAGAGAUCUACUGUGCCAAGCCAAACCAAGCACAAAAGCCACCAAUCUGCCCCAGCUGGAGAAGAAGGUGUGACAUCAACUUUACGUGAGCCUACAAGGGAUGU